UUGACACCGAGAGCGGGCGAACACCCGAGCCGCCAUUUCCGAGGAGACGAGAGAGCAGAGCGUUGCCGGGGAAGAGAGGAGGAGGAGGACAUGGGUGGGCUGGAGCAGGAGCUGGGCCUGAGCCUGGGCAUCCUCAUCGACGUCGUCGACGAGCAGUGGAUGCGCGACACCCUCCCCGCCGACGAUAUCCCUGUGCCGCCCGCCAUGGCCGUGAAGACCGAGGACGCCGAGGAUCCAGCGCCCGCAAAUCAGUAAAGCCAACCUGCACAAGGGGAUGUAUGACGUGAUUUUGCCUUGGAAAAUCUCUGAUCUCUCAUGCUCUACAAGUGCCUCUAGAGACGAAGAUUCUAUGCCGAGGUUCUAGGCGCUGCAUUGCACAUGGUGGCUUCUACGCCACGCAAUUGUUCAUCUCAACUUAGUUUAAUAUCUGGUUUGAACUGUAGUUCGUUGUGGCCACAUUUAAAACCUAUGCAAGUGCUCCAGAUAUUGGCUGCAUGAUGGCACUGAACCUUGUGGUAGCCUGUUAGGGCAUGAACAAUGCUAGGUGCUUAUAGCUAGGUGUUUAAGUAAACAGAGUGUUAAGUACCUAUAUAAUAAAAAUUAUAAUUUCUAAUGCUAACAGAGACUAUAAGUGUUUAAA
Messenger RNA from Phragmites australis (common reed), 640 nucleotides. Its product is annotated as anaphase-promoting complex subunit 13-like. Gene Ontology annotation, biological process: protein K11-linked ubiquitination. The transcript has 4 exons. Bases 91 to 255 code for a protein of 54 amino acids. The record is from RefSeq and is a predicted model, not a curated record. Gene Ontology annotation, cellular component: anaphase-promoting complex. Lineage: Eukaryota; Viridiplantae; Streptophyta; Magnoliopsida; Poales; Poaceae.